Messenger RNA from Verticillium nonalfalfae, 1401 nucleotides. RefSeq names its product Aminomethyltransferase, mitochondrial (gene GCV1). The record is from RefSeq and is a predicted model, not a curated record. Gene Ontology annotation, molecular function: protein binding; aminomethyltransferase activity. The transcript has a single exon. Gene Ontology annotation, cellular component: mitochondrion. The coding region runs from base 1 to 1401 and encodes 466 amino acids. NCBI's taxonomy places the organism in Eukaryota, Fungi, Ascomycota, Sordariomycetes, Glomerellales, Plectosphaerellaceae. Gene Ontology annotation, biological process: glycine catabolic process.
AUGUCUCGUGUCAGGCUGCUCGCUGUAGCCCGUGCGGCCCGCCCGCUGCUCCUCGCCUCAGCUCCCCGCACUGCAGCCCCCAUGGCCAUGGCCGCUCGCCCGCGCUUCUACACAGGUCCCGCGCCGCCCUCGCCUGAGGCCCGCCAGGAAUGGCGCGCCCAGCUGGCCGCCUCGGCCAAGCAGGACAAGACACCCCUAUACGACUUUCACGUCGCCCACGGCGGCAAGAUGGUCCUCUUUGGCGGCCACCACAUGCCCGUCCAGUACGCCGACCUGUCCCUCGCCCAGUCUCACCACUUCACCCGCGAGCACGCCAGUCUCUUCGACGUCAGCCACAUGGUCCAGCACCGCUUCACUGGUCCCCAGGCUGCCGCCUUCCUCGAGAAGGUGACGCCUUCGGGCGUGCGUGACAUGGAGAUUGGCACGAGUAAGCUGAGCACCUUCCUGUGGCCCGGUACGGGUGGCAUCGUCGACGACACGAUGAUCACGCGCACCGAGGAGGAGGAGUACCGCGUCGUCUCCAACGCAGGCACGCGCGAAAAGGUCUUUGAGUACCUGACCGAGCACACGGCCGCCCUGCAGAAGCCCGAAGGCGGCGAGUUCUGGUGGGAGGUGCUCCAGGGCCUCGGCCUCGUGGCGCUGCAGGGCCCUCAGAGCGCCGAGGUUCUGCAGAAGGUCAUUGACCCGGCUGAGGGCGUCGACCUGUCGGCAGUGUACUUUGGCCAGACGGUGUGGGCUCGCCUGCGCGCGCAGAACGAGAGCGGCGAGUGGAUCGUGCUUCCUGGCAAGGCCAUGAUCAGCCGCGGUGGGUACACGGGGGAGGACGGCUUCGAGGUCAGCUUCGAGUCGCCCGGAAACGAGGCGACGCGCCUCGCUGAGACGCUGCUCUCGACGGCCGGGCCCGAGACGCUGCGUCUUGCUGGCCUCGGCGCACGCGACAGCCUGCGUCUGGAGGCAGGCAUGUGCCUAUACGGUCACGACAUUGACGACACGACGACGCCGGUGGAGGCGGCGCUCUCGUGGAUCAUCCCCAAGGAGCGGCGGCGCGCGGACGCGGGCUUCCACGGCGCCGAGGCGAUCGCGCCGCAGCUCGUGGUCAAGAGCAAGGGCGGGCAGGGCGUCGACCGGCGCCGAGUGGGCUUCGUCGUGGCCGGUGCGCCCGCACGCGAGGGCGCCGAGAUCUUCACCAAGGAGGGCGAGAAGGUGGGUGUCGUGACGAGCGGGUCGCCGAGCCCGACGCUGGGUAAGAACAUUGCCAUGGGUUACGUGCGUGACGGCCUGCACAAGGCGGGCACCGAGCUCGAUGUUGUCGUGCGCGGCAAGAAGAGGGGCCUGACGGUGACCAAGAUGCCGUUCGUCGCGGCCAAGUACUUCAAGGGCCCCAUGCCUGCACCGGCAUGA